UUCUCUCUCUCCUCUCUUCUUUCUCUCACUUCCUCCAGGAGAGAGAAAGCUCCUUCCCUAAUCUCUCUUUUUCUCCAUCUAUCCCUAUAGAAAACCCUAUCUUUCGUACAACAUCAAGAUUUGUUUGAAUCUUGAUUCUACUGACUUACCUUUGUUCGUUAAUCGCUGAUUCAACUUUUGUGGUUUUUGUUCGAUUUUAGCAAAAGAGAGAAACAAUCACGGUAUGCAGGCUGAUCAGGCAGUGUUGAGCUUGAGACCUGGUGGUGGAAAUCGAGGAAGAACUUCUGGCCCUCGUUUUGAUUCGUUGGCUUUCGGUUCAUCAGAUCUUCCAGCCCUUCGUCCUCAUGGCGGUGCUGGUGCUUCCUCUCUUGCCGCCUUUAAGAGUAACGAUUCCCGAUUUGAGCUUCAUGAGCGUGUUCGUUACACCCGAGACCAGCUGCUACAACUUAGGCAGGUUGUAGAUAUCCCAGAAGAGAUACUUAAGGUCAAACAAGAAGUGGAAACUGAUUUUUUUGGGGAGGCCCAGAACUGGACCAAAUCUGAAGGAAAUUCGUCAAUUCAGCCCCAGACUCGCUACUCUGAGCCUGAUAACCGGGACUGGCGUGGACGAGCUCCUCCUCCUGUGGAGGAGAGAUCUUGGGAUGCUGGUCGAGAUAACAGGGACUUUGGUCGUUUUGAUAAUAGGCAACCUGAUGGGAAUCAAUAUAAUAGGCAAGAACCGAACUCACAAUUCGGUAGAGCACAGACGGGUGGCCCUGCUCCUGCUCUUGUUAAAGCCGAGGUACCCUGGUCAGUCCGGAGGGGGACUCUUUCUGACAACGAUCGUGUCUUGAAGACAGUAAAAGGUAUCCUGAACAAGUUGACUCCGGAAAAGUUUGAUCUCCUCAAGGGCCAACUUAUUGACUCAGGGAUCACGACAGCUGAUAUUCUAAAGGGGGUUAUCUCGUUGAUUUUUGACAAAGCUGUUCUCGAGCCUACAUUUUGCCCUAUGUAUGCCCAACUCUGUUCCGAUCUCAAUAUGAAGCUCCCACCAUUUCCAUCUGACGAACCUGAUGGCAAGGAGAUCACAUUCAAGAGAGUACUGUUAAAUAAUUGCCAGGAAGCUUUUGAAGGUGCUGACAAGCUGAGGGCAGAAAUAAGGCAGAUGACUGCCCCUGAGCAAGAUGCAGAACGUAGAGAUAAAGAAAGAAUGAUUAAACUUCGUACUCUUGGAAACAUCCGUCUAAUUGGUGAGCUGUUGAAGCAGAAAAUGGUUCCAGAAAAGAUCGUUCAUCACAUUGUUCAGGAGCUUUUAGGACCUGACAAUAAAAGUUGCCCGGAGGAGGAAAAUGUGGAGGCGAUAUGCCAAUUCUUUAACACCAUAGGCAAGCAACUCGAUGAAAGCCCGAAAUCAAGGCGUAUUAAUGAUCUUUACUUCAGCCGACUGAAGGAGCUGGCGACAAAUCAACAGCUAGCUCCACGAAUGAGGUUUAUGGUUCGUGAUGUUAUUGAUCUCAGAUCAAACAACUGGGUUCCAAGGCGGGAAGAGAUGAAAGCCAAGACCAUUACGGAGAUUCAUACUGAAGCAGAGAAGAACAUGCGGCUCCGUCCAGGUUCAACUUCAAGUAUAAGAAACAACCGUGCUUUGGCUGCUGGAGCACAAGGGAGUUUAAGCCCCGGGGGUUUCAAUCGACCUGGUACAGGUGGCAUGAUGCCUGGAAUGCCAGGGGCCCGCAUGAUGCCUGGUGCGCCUGUAAUAGAUAACGAUAAUUGGGAGGUCCCUAGGUCCCGCUCUAUGCCUAGGGGUGAUGGUGCACGUGUUCAGGCACCAUUCCCUGGCAAAUCUCCGUCACCAAGUCAAAAAUUUCUUCCUCAGGGUAGUGGUGGUGUCAUAAGUGGCAAGUCCAGUGCCUUGUUGCAAGGCAGUGGUGGUGCUGCUCCUCUCCCCAUCUCUCAGGCGGCAGCUCCUCCUUCUGCUAGACCUGCUCCAGUGCCAUCUCCUUCUCCUGCUCCUUUGAGGGCAAAGAAUCCCGAUGAACUCAAGAAGAAAACAGUUUCUCUCCUUGAGGAAUAUUUCAGUGUUCGUAUACUAGAUGAAGCAUUACAAUGCGUGGAGGAACUGAAAGCACCAGAAUAUCACCCUGAGUUUGUAAAGGAAGCCAUUUCACUUGGCUUGGAGAAAAGCCCACCAUGUGUUGAACCCCUCGUGAAGCUCCUGGACCACCUUUUCUUGAAGAAGGUUCUGACCCGAGCUGACUUGAUUACUGGAUGCCUUGAGUACGGGUCAUUGUUGGAUGAUAUCGCGAUUGAUUUACCUAAAGCACCAAACAACUUUGGUGAGAUCAUGGGGCACCUUGUGGUGUCUGGUGGGUUAGAUUUCAAGAUUGUGGAGGGUGUUCUAAAGAAGAUGGAGGAUGACUAUUUUCAGAAAGCCGUUUUUACUGGUGUUAAGAGGGUCGUUAGUUCAAGCCCGUCGGGAGAAGUUGUUUUGGAGUCACAAGCGGAGGAUGUUGCUGCGUGUGAAAGCCUAGUCUAAGCUUGGAACGUCUUGAAUACAACAGGUGAGUUUUUCGGUGAACUGUAUAAUCAAUCAAUCUUGUUUUUUGUUGAGGUUACCAUAGAGACAUAGUAAUGUGUUGUUUGAAAACAAAUAGGAGAACUCAUGUUGCCAUGAAUUUUGACAUGUCGAGCGUGUUCUUGAGAGAGAGCCGACCGAUGACUUUCUCAAGACUUUUUGUUUUACAUUUAGUUUUGUGACUUUGGAGUAAAAUUUGAUUAUUGUUGAGACUUGAAAGUUCAUAAAAGCAACUGUUGUAUUUUAUGGAAAUCUUUUUGUUUUUUCUCAA
This is a messenger RNA of Cynara cardunculus var. scolymus (artichoke), 2825 nucleotides long. Its product is annotated as eukaryotic translation initiation factor-like. The record is from RefSeq and is a predicted model, not a curated record. Gene Ontology annotation, cellular component: eukaryotic translation initiation factor 4F complex. Lineage: Eukaryota; Viridiplantae; Streptophyta; Magnoliopsida; Asterales; Asteraceae. The transcript has 9 exons. The coding region runs from base 224 to 2515 and encodes 763 amino acids. Gene Ontology annotation, molecular function: translation initiation factor activity; protein binding; mRNA binding.